GAAGGAAAGUUCUCCUCUUUUGUUUACUUUUCUCUCAUAUUAAGAGCCUACUGCUUGGGAGACUCAUUUAGAAGAGCUGUCUCCGCUUCUCCUUGAAUUCUUUCUUAGCCUUCUUAUCUGUCUGUGAGAGUGUGUUGUGGUUACUCAAGGCUCAGUGCCUUAGUGCCUGUGCCCAUUUCUUCAGGGGAGCCUCGUGAAAACCAGGAACUUCUCCAGCAUCAGAGGUCCUGCAAUCCAACUGUAAAAAGAAAAGAGUCCAAAAAGCCUCUUCAUCUCCUUCCAGCCAUGUGUUCCUCCAUCAAAAGAGUUUGAACUACUGAGUUGGCACCUUGGCUUGAUCGCAGGUGGCCUUUGCUUUUGCUCCCGCUGCCAUGAGGUUUGCCAGAAGCGGUUGGCAAUUGGCACUGCUGCUGGCGUCCGUUGGCCUGGUGAGUUCCGGAAACGGGAACGGUCAAGGGAGACGCGGGGGAGGCGAGAGGCGGAGGAAGCUUCACCGCGUGCAGCACGGCCAGUGCAGCUACACCUUCAUCCUGCCGGAGAUGGAGAGCUGUCAGGGUGGAGCGGACCAGAUGAGCGGGACCAACGUGGUUCAGCGGGACUCCCCACCGGCCGAUGCCGAGUGGUCCAAUCAGAAGCUGCAGCAUCUGGAGUCGGCCAUGGAAAACAACACGCAGUGGCUGCAGAAGUUAGAAAACUACAUCCAUCAGAAGACCGGGAUGGUGCAUUUUCAAGCUGAUGCAGUCCAUAACCAGACGGCCACUAUGCUAGAGAUCGGCACCAACCUGCUCACCCAAACCGCAGAGCAAACCAGGAAACUCAAUGUGGUUGAAGCCAAGGUUAUGAACCAGACAUCAAGAAUUGCAGUUCAGUUAUUAGAGAAUUCAUUGUCAACAAACAAACUGGAGAAGGAACUCUUAACACAGAUUUCAGAAAUCUCCAAACUUCAAGACAAGAACAGUCAUUUGGAGAGUAAAGUCUUAGUCCUGGAGUCGAAGCAGAGGACAGAGCUGGAGGACAUGAGGGAUGAGAAGGAGCGGCUGCAGGACCUGGUGAAGAGACAGACAGCUGCCAUUAUGGCUCUGGAGAGACAGCUGAGAGCGGCCAGCAGCAACAACUCAGCCUUGCAGAGACAACAUCAGCAGCUCAUGAAGUCUGUACACACACUUAUUGGCAUGGUGUCUUCUGGGACAGGUUUCUCAUCAAAUGAGCAGCACUUCAGAGACUGUGCCGAGGCCUAUAAAUCUGGUCACAACACCAGCGGAGUCUACCACAUUUACAUCAGAGACAUGACCGAGCCAACCAAGGUCUUUUGUGAUAUGGUGACAAGCGGAGGUGGCUGGACGGUAUUCCAGCGCAGAGCCAAUGGAAAUGUAAACUUCCAGAAAGGGUGGAAAGACUACAAACUGGGAUUUGGUGAUCUUAGUGAAGAGCACUGGCUGGGUAAUGAGGCUGUUCACCUGAUCACCAGUCAAGCCCAGUACUCCCUCCGAGUGGAACUUAAGGAUUGGGAGGAGAAUGGCGCCUAUGCUCUGUAUGACAAAUUCCAGCUCGCCGGUGAAAAACAACAGUACAGACUCUUGCUAGGGAGCUAUAGCGGAACAGCAGGACAGCAAAGUAGCUUAGCAUCAAACGGCACAGGCUUCAGCACUCGCGACGCUGACAACGACAAGUGUGUUUGCAAGUGCGCCCUCAUGAUGACUGGAGGCUGGUGGUUUGAUGCUUGCGGUCUGUCCAACCUCAAUGGAAUCUACUACACCGUGGGUCACAAUAUCCGCAAGCUCAAUGGCAUUAAGUGGCAUCACUUCAACAUUUAA
Sinocyclocheilus rhinocerous is the source of this 1814-nucleotide messenger RNA. Its product is annotated as angiopoietin-4-like. The record is from RefSeq and is a predicted model, not a curated record. The transcript is spliced from 9 exons. The coding region runs from base 372 to 1814 and encodes 480 amino acids. NCBI's taxonomy places the organism in Eukaryota, Metazoa, Chordata, Actinopteri, Cypriniformes, Cyprinidae.